AGAGUCAGCUGGGCUAAGGAAGCCAGACAAUUCCAUGGUCUAGAACCAACAGCCCGGCCAGUCCCUCCCCAGAAUGAAGUUUUCUGGAUUUCUGAGCAUCCUCGUGCUGCUUGGCCUGUUUGCAAACAUCCAGGGACUUGGCCUGACUGACUUGCUCUUUCCCAGGAGAUGCCCCCGAUUCCGAGAGCACUGUGAACUCAAAGAAAGGGACCUCUGCUCCAGGGACAGGGAUUGCCAGAGGAAAGAGAAGUGCUGUCUCUUCAACUGCGGAAAGAAAUGUUUAGACCCCCAACAAGAUAUAUGCAGCCUGCCGAAGGACUCUGGCUACUGUUUGGCUUAUUUCCCUCGCUGGUUUUACAAUAAAGAAAACAGCACGUGCCAGCUCUUCAUCUACGGUGGUUGCCAGGGGAACAACAACAACUUCCAAUCCCAAAGCCUAUGCCAGAACGUCUGCCAAAAAACAAGCUCUUCCCCCUGAAGAAAGGACAUGCUGUGAAAACCAUCAGGAUUUGACUUCUGUUCCGAGCUCUGUAUACCUGCUGUCUCCUCCAGAGUGGUUUCUGGUGACUGCUCCAGGCACUCCAAGGCAUUAGGUCCU
Messenger RNA from Microtus ochrogaster (prairie vole), 598 nucleotides. Its product is annotated as eppin. Lineage: Eukaryota; Metazoa; Chordata; Mammalia; Rodentia; Cricetidae. The record is from RefSeq and is a predicted model, not a curated record. Gene Ontology annotation, molecular function: serine-type endopeptidase inhibitor activity. Gene Ontology annotation, cellular component: extracellular region. Gene Ontology annotation, biological process: negative regulation of peptidase activity.